Messenger RNA from Dreissena polymorpha, 2223 nucleotides. RefSeq names its product sterile alpha motif domain-containing protein 9-like. The transcript has 5 exons. The coding region runs from base 1153 to 2202 and encodes 349 amino acids. Gene Ontology annotation, cellular component: cytoplasm. The record is from RefSeq and is a predicted model, not a curated record. Lineage: Eukaryota; Metazoa; Mollusca; Bivalvia; Myida; Dreissenidae.
AUACGAUCACUUCAAAAAGAAGAUACUGCACAAAGAGCAAGUUAAGCUACUAAAUUCUGCAGAUGUGUCAUUCGACAAAAUGGACAUCACAUUAUUGACAUACGUAUUGCUUAAUCAUCUUCAAGUAUCAACUCAAAAUAAUAAAGACAUAUGCGAACUUCGCUCAUGCAGAAAUGAGCUUGCUCAUUCGAUUAAUAAUGCGCUUCUGACGGACGAUAUAUUCAAUAGAGCGCUUAUCGCGAUGAAAUCGAUAUGUCAAGACCUUGAUGGAAACCCGACAAUAACAGGCUAUGGCGCAGAAUUACAUGUUGACAGGCUGGAAACAGGGGUUCAAGAGCUUGAAAAGCAAUCACUUGUUGUGCGUGUUAGUCAAAGAUGCAGACUUAGUCUAUGCAGAGAGGACAUGAUGGAUAAACUUCUACGAAAGUAUGAUGAAUCAAAAACAGAUGCCGAUAUUGAGCUGAGGUAUCAGAUCGUAUUGUGUUCACGCAGUAUCGCAAGAUUUGUUGACGUAGACGUUCUUGCUGGUCAAUUAAGAGCCGAACGAAUUCUUGGUGAUUUCAAGAAGCACGAAAUUGAGCAGGAACAUGAUUUCGAAGAGAAGGCUGCUCUCCUUGUGUUGGAGGUAAUAAAUGAACGUUAUGAAAAUGUUCUCAAGUUCACGAAGUGUUUGCGAGACCUCAACCAAGUAGUUGCAGAUCAGAUUGCAGUUACAACUGGAUACAGCUAUGUCGAGAGGGAAAUCAAGAAGCUCGAGAAGGCAAGCAUAUUGCAAAUACUUGCUGCUGGAUUUAAGUCGCAUCCUGAUAAUACAUUGUCUGGUGAAGAUGUGCACAUAUAUGUGGAAGACCAACGCAAGUGCUUGACCAAGUUUCACUUGAUACUGGAAUGCAUGAAAGAAAUAUAUCCAGAGGUGCAAUUCGACGAUAACAAUGGCAGAUUCAAGGGCAUUCUUUAUCAGUUCUCACCCUUUGCAUUUGAUGAAACACCAUUGCAAGACAUAAUGCAACCAAUGUCAAGCAUGACUAGUGAAGAAUUUUCACAUUAUUUGGCUAAUGAAGUCAAAGCAACUAUUACCCAAGAGAUCCGAUCUUACAAAUAAUAAGCGAUUUUAUUAGAGAAGAAAGUAUAUCCUUACCAGUGUUUGUUGAGAUGUCGGACGAUGAAAUCGAGGGAUGCUUUAAACAGAAAAUUGAACAUCAUGGGCUUAAGUAUGGCUUCGGCCUCGGCAAAGGCCUUUCUAAAAUACAAAAAGAAAUGAAACAACGAUUGACGGUUGGAAGUCAUAAAAUGAAAAGUGAUCUGCGUGGUUUUGGGACUAGUUCGGACAAAGUUGUUUAUAAACAAUGUAAAGUAAGAAAAGAUGUGUUUUCCAUGUUAACACCUGUACAUAAGUAUGUUUUUCCUAAAAGAAAAAAGCAGAUGCAUCCGUCUUACUUUGCAGCUGAAGUAAUUAAAUUUGCAGCAGCAUGCAUUAACGGUAGACAAAAUGGAACGUUUCACUUUGGGAUACAACCUCUUGAGAAUAAUGAAGGAUUGAUUGUUGGUUUACAGAGUUCAGAGUUCAGGGUAUACACGCAAAGAAUUGCAAUCGAUUAUGGCUUACAGCACUGUUUUAUGGGACCUUGUUCGGAAAAGCGAAUUUUAGAACGAACCAUUCAACCGAUAAUAUUUGUGCCAUGUGAGAAUGGUAGUGUUGUGAUUGAAGUUGAUAUUCAACCAUCAUGCCUGUUUAUGAAAGACACAGCCUUCAUAGUCAUGUUUCCUCCCAAUGGUAAACAGGAAAAGAAAUUAUUCAUGUACGUAUCAAUACAAGGAUGGAAUAUGUUUGAGACAAUUGAUGUUCAAAAGUCUGAAUGUCUAAAGGAAGAUUUAAAAAACACAUUGGAGCUUAGGAAUAAACUGGAGCAAUCGCGAUUUCGGCCAAACAAAGCGAUUGUUAACAAACGAUCAGCUUUACAAAAUCGUUUGACUGCAGGCAACACAUUUGUGACCGAUCAAAUGGUACCGCAUAUCAUAUGUGGUAGAUACACGCGACUGGAAAAUGCUGAGAAGAUUCUUUCAUUGAUUAAAUCAGCCUUUGUGUCUUCGCAAGUAGUGUUUGACUUCGACCCAUCAACUUCAUUGAUCAAACACAUCGAACAAGGUGAUGAAUACUUUGAUAUCGUUCUACCUGAUGACGAAAAUACCGAUGAGUAUUAGUCAAACAUUGGAUCUGGCAGA